Chroicocephalus ridibundus (black-headed gull) is the source of this 2246-nucleotide messenger RNA. RefSeq names its product ganglioside GM2 activator (gene GM2A). Gene Ontology annotation, molecular function: lipid carrier activity; enzyme activator activity. The record is from RefSeq and is a predicted model, not a curated record. Gene Ontology annotation, cellular component: cytoplasmic side of plasma membrane. Gene Ontology annotation, biological process: lipid transport; ganglioside catabolic process. The transcript is spliced from 4 exons. Bases 214 to 822 code for a protein of 202 amino acids. NCBI's taxonomy places the organism in Eukaryota, Metazoa, Chordata, Aves, Charadriiformes, Laridae.
GGGAGGGAGGGGACACGGGAGGUGGGCCGGGCGAGGAGCUAGCAGGGUGCAGCCCCACGGCACAGGGCGUCCCAGUCUCGCCGCUGCCAGUCCCGUCCCGGCUGCGGGAAGGACACUCCUCCCCCCCCGUCCCGGCCCGUCGCUGCCUCCCGCCGGCCUCGCCGCUCGCUUUUCUCCCGCCCCGGUUCCCGGUGUCCCGUCCCCCCCGCAGGGAUGCUGGCGGCGGGGCUGGCGCUGGCGCUCGCCGCCCUGCAGCUCUGCCCGGCCGCGCUCGGCGGCGCGCAGCCGCCGCUGCUGGUGGAGCGGAGCGGUUCCCGCAGGCUGAGCAAGGUCGGUGGCUUUGCCUGGGAGGACUGCGGUGACGGGAAGGACCCCGUGGUGCUGAAGAGCCUCUCCGUGGUGCCGGACCCCAUCAGCAUCCCGGGGAGCCUGCGCGUCAGCGCGGCCGUCAGCAGCAGCAAGGCCAUGGCUUCCCCUCUGAAGGCGGUGCUGGUGGUGGAGAAGGCGCUGGGCGACCUCUGGAUCCAGCUGCCCUGCAUCGACCAGCUGGGCAGCUGCACCUACAACGACGUCUGCACCAUCCUUGACGACCUCAUCCCACCCGGCACGACCUGCCCGGAGCCUCUGCUCACCUACGGCAUCCCCUGCCACUGCCCCUUCAAAGCGGGCUCCUACUCCCUGCCAGCCAGUGACUUCGACCUUCCCGACGUGGAGCUGCCUGCCUGGAUGACCAACGGCAACUACCGUGUCCGGGCUGUCGUCAGCAGCGGCGGGCAGGAGCUCGGCUGCGUCAAGCUGGCCUUCUCCCUGCAGUCCCAGUGAGGGGUGGGGACGUCCUUCCUCUCCCCACCGCCUUGGUCCCCUGUCCCAUCCCAUCCAGUUGCACCCCGUCUCGUCCCACCCUGUCCCUGUGAGGUGCAUCCCUCCCACUGCCAGGAGGAGGCAGCCCCCAUACCCUUGCUCGGUGUCCCCCUCCCCUGCUACACACAGAAAGGCCCCUCCAGCUGUCCCGCUGUCCCCAACCCCAUCACCAGGGUGUCCCCUGCCCUGGACAGGGUUGCUGUAGAGCUAACCUAGCCUUUUAGCAUUGCCUGGGGAGAGUUAUUUUUUACCUAGUUUCUCUUUUUUUUUUUUUUUUCUUAAUCCCAUCCUGGGAAUUUUAGACACAAACAUUCCAGUGAAAAGCAGUAUUUCUUGGAGCAGUCCUUGGGAAGGAGGGAGCGUUUGGGAGUGCUGGGGCAGGCUGGAGGGAUGCAGGAUUAGCUGCAGAGGGUGUCCCUGCUUGCCCCCGCCACCUCUGGCCAGAGCACAGGUCUGUUUUGCAGAAGUGUCCCCAAAGUGUCCUUCCAAUGGCAGCUCUGGGUCUGCCUUUGGUGCAUCCCUGUCCUGCAUGUGGGACCAGCUCGGCCAUACGAGGCACGGGUGAAGGCAUCUCCUCGUGUCCCUCCUGCAACAAACAUCACAAGCACAACAGGACUGAAAGCACCCAACCCCCCAACGGACGCUCCCUCUCACAAGGGACCAAGCAGCCGGUGCUUCUCCGAGCAGCAGGAGAGGUGGCCAGACACCAGACCAGCUGCGCUCGCUCCAGGGGGACACGCACCCAUGACGGGCAGCUGGGGCACAGCAUGGCCGAGGGCAAGUCCCACUCAUCUCAUUUUGCCACUGGGACUGAGACAAGGCAGGACGCUGCACUGGGACCAUCCUUCCAGUGCAUCGGCAGAGGCACCCUCACAGUGUGGGGCAGCAUCCCGGACAUGGGAUGGACUGGGAGAUGACCAUGAAGACCAGCUCCCUGGGUCCUAUCUGGGAGCCCUGGAGCCCAUCUCCUGGUUGUGGAUGGGGGCCACGGUGUGUCCGACAUCACCCCCUAUGCCAGGUCCCCGCAGGGCAGAGGUGCAGGUGACCCACCAGCCGCCCACGUCCCUCGCUGUCCCUCCCUGCUUGCAUUAUUUAGCUCCGCCGUAGGGCAGGUCUUCCUCCAAGCACUUUAUACGCCUUAACUACUGCCGGGCUGCCCUGGCGGGAGGUCCUCUGCCACGCAGAUGUGCUGCCACCGCCUUUCUGUGCCCUCGACUUGCUCCGUGUCAUCCUGCUGCUGGAUCCGACCUGGGUUUAUUUUGCCUGGAGAAGCGCUAACCCUCUCACCUCACUCCCCGCCGCCGCGCAGCGCCCGUGCCAGGGCGGCAUCCUCCUUUUGGGCAGCUACUGCAGGUUCUUAAUAAAUCUUUUUACCAGGAAACGGA